Messenger RNA from Neurospora hispaniola, 1441 nucleotides. Its product is annotated as mannose-P-dolichol utilization defect 1 protein. The coding region runs from base 226 to 1113 and encodes 295 amino acids. The record is from RefSeq and is a predicted model, not a curated record. NCBI's taxonomy places the organism in Eukaryota, Fungi, Ascomycota, Sordariomycetes, Sordariales, Sordariaceae. The transcript is spliced from 2 exons.
CACGGCACGGGCCACGGUAUCGAGACCUCCGAUAGUUGUCCUUUCGCGGCUUACCUUUUGAAGUAUUCUCUGGAUCCGUAACUUGAUUAUAAACAGUCAUAUUUUGAUACAUCCCAGUUCGUUGUGGGAGCCGAAACUGCGGUCACGCUAAUUCAUCCUUGUGUCGAUUCGUUUCCAACGAUAGGCCUCACCCCCACGCGCGUACCUUUACAAAUAACCAGCAAAAUGGACGCGCUUCGGUCGGCUCUGCAGCCCGUCACCCACAACCUUCCGGGUCCGAUCCGGGAUAUCGGCCUCUCCCUCAUCGGAGACUCGUGUUACAAGAAGCUGAUACUCGACAUCGACCUCGAACACAACCCUGAAUGUCUUAAGCUUGCCAUCAGUAAGGCACUCGGCAUUGGCAUCGUCGCUGCCUCCUCCAUCGUCAAGGUGCCCCAGAUCCUCAAGCUUGUCAAUUCGAAAUCGGCCAGCGGCGUUUCUUUCCUCUCGUAUCUCCUCGAGACCAGCAGCUUGCUUACCUCGCUCGCAUACAAUGUUCGAAACGGAUUCCCCUUCAGCACCUUUGGCGAGACGGCCCUGAUCCUCGGUCAAAACGUCAUCAUCUCCGUGCUCGUGCUCAAAUACAGCGGCAGGGCUGGCAUCGCGGCCUUGUUCGUCGCGGCACUGGCAGUCGGCGUUGCUACUCUUUUCAGCGAGCAGCUUCUCAACAUGCAGCAGUUGAGCUACCUCCAGGCCGGCGCUGGAGUGCUGGGUGUCGCCAGCAAGGUUCCCCAGAUCUUGGCUAUUCUGCAGGAAGGUGGAACGGGACAGCUCAGUGCAUUUGCUGUCUUCAACUACCUCGCCGGAUCCCUCUCGCGCAUCUUUACCACUCUUCAAGAGGUCGACGACAAGCUCAUUUUGUACGGGUUUAUUGCCGGUUUCGCGCUGAACUUGGUUCUCGCUCUGCAGAUGGUAUACUACUGGAACGCGCCCUCGGCCAAGGCACGGGGCAAGCAGAAGGUGCCUGCGGGCCCGAUUCCUGCUGCGACGUCGUCGGCUACCGCUACUGGCGCGUCCACCUCCUCCGAGCCGAGAGCAAAGAGCAAAGGUCCCACGACCCGUCGCCGCGGUUAGACGGACCAGCGUGUGUUCUCUUUCUGGCUGGGCAAGUCUGAGAGUGAUAUUGUGGGGGUUAUUUCUAGUUACUUGCUUUUUUCUUGGUAUAUCAAUGUUUGGAAUACAUGAGCUUCCGAUGAACCUUUGGUGUCAGCUGACUUUUCGUCCUGCGUACAAAUGCUACAAAAACGUUAGCCAGGAGCCUUUGACAAUGUGUGAUACUGCGUUCACGGAGGCUGAAAGGCGUUUGAAUGGUUUAGCGUCUUCAAAGCAAACUAUUGUCCUGGUCCGAUAGCUUGCAGUAAUCACAGACACUAGCGUUGGUUCAUUGAAAGACCGUUCCAGA